AUUUAAAAAAAUUUAAUGAAAUUUUGAAGAAUUAACAAAAAAAAAAAAAAAAUGGUUGGUCGUUCAACAUUACGUAAUCGACAUCAUGCUAAUGCUAAUCGUUCGUACGGUUCUGUUGUGCCAUCUACACCUGGUAAUAUUGGACGAGUGGAUGAUAGGAAGAAAAGGAAUGAAAUAUGUGGUAAAGGAAGUGCACAAAUUCAUCCUAUUUGGCCGGAAAUGCCUCAAGGACAGGGUGAAUUAUUUUUUGAAUGUACGCUAUUCCUUUAUUCUGUAUUAGCACUUUUCUUGCAAUAUCUCAAUUUAUACAAGACAAUGUGGUGGUUGCCAAAAUCGUAUUGGCAUUAUUCAUUGAAAUUCCAUUUAAUCAAUCCAUAUUUGCUAUCGUGUGUUGGUCUGUUACUUGGCAUACGAGUGACAAAGUGUUUUUGGAAAACGAUAACCGAAUUGGCAACGAAUGCCAGACAAGAUGGUUCAAAAGCUCAUUGCUUAUUGUGGGAUAUUAUUGAGUGGGCAGCAGUUAAAACACCAAUGUUUACGAUGGUUGCUACUUCAUUUCUAUUCAGUUUUUCGCGUGUUUAUUUUGAUUUUCCCUUCAAAUCAUUGCUCUACUUUGGACACCCGGUUCUUUUCUUCUUAUACUUAUUCCAUGAUAACAUAUCAUAUAAAAUGCGCUGUUAUGCUACAAAGUUAUGGUUUGUUCUUAAUGGAAGAUCAUUAUCGGAAAUAUCAAAUGUAGUGUAUCGUGGUCUUGUGCACCCACCAGCGCUUAUUGAUGUUGAUAGUGUUGUACAUAUGUGUAGCACUAAUCCAUUGCAAAUACGUGAAGAAGUUUCGGUUUUAAUGAAAGAUUUUGGUUUACGAAUCAAGCACUGCUUCUUUUCUGGUUUAACAACAGCAUAUCUUUCAAUUUUUGUUCCAUGUGUAUUUACACCUCAACGAUCACCAUCAGGCCUACCGCAGCAGAUGUACAUUGAUAUUUUUUGGGUUAUGGAAUUAUUUUGUGUCGUAUUUUUAACAUCGUUUUCGCUUUAUGCAGCAUAUUUGCUACCAUUACAGUACUGCGAUUUGAUACAUCGUUGUGCAGCACAUCUUGGUAAAUGGGAACGGGUAUCUCGAUUUACUACGGCCACAGCUGGUAGUAGUGGUGGUAGUAAUAGUAAUAUUGGUGAUAACAGUUGUUACAAUAAUACUAGCAUUAGUGGUAGUAAUUGUAGCAGUACUAGUAGUAGUAGCAGUAGCAACAACAGUAAUGGUAGUAGCAGUGGUGCUGCUGAUGGAGGUGAUGGUAAUUCGACACAAACAGUGAUUUCUACUGCAGCAAAUACUGUGUAUGCAGAUUGGUCCGAGCAUAAUGGCCUUUAUGCACAUGGUUCUGUUGUUCGUCAUAAAGGACAACUUUACAAAGCUGUUUCUAACGUUGGUAGAUUAGGUGUCGCAGCUGAACCUGGAGAUUCGGAUCAUUCUCGUUUUUAUCGAAUUGGUGGUGAUCCGGUUACUUUGAUCACUACAAUGGCAAUUUUUCAAGUUAUUCUGAUUGCUAUCCAGUUUUGGAUGUUGAUACUGACGACAGAUUGGCAACAUAUCGUUACGCUCGUACUACUGAUAUUUGCGAAUUACCUCUUACUAGCAAAGACAUUUAAAGAUCGUGUAAUUAUUGGGAGGAUUUAUAAACCUUCUCCUGAAGAUCUGCAAUUAAUUAAGCAAAUGCAGCAAUAUGGAUGAAAGAAAACAUAUCACGAUGGUUUGAUUUGAUUCAUUUAUAAGUGUGAUGAAGUUGAAAGUCUGUCUUCCUUGUUGUGUAUUUAAGGAUCUGUGAUGAUUUUUACGAGUUUGAUUUUUUUUCAAUUUAUGCAAUUUUAGUGUUAAAAGUGUUGUAUAU
Messenger RNA from Loa loa (African eye worm), 1882 nucleotides. RefSeq names its product transmembrane protein 39b. The record is from RefSeq and is a predicted model, not a curated record. Gene Ontology annotation, cellular component: membrane. The transcript is spliced from 10 exons. The coding region runs from base 52 to 1725 and encodes 557 amino acids. NCBI's taxonomy places the organism in Eukaryota, Metazoa, Nematoda, Chromadorea, Rhabditida, Onchocercidae.